GAACCCCGAAAACGCCAACAAGUAGUUUCUCCUUUGAGAAGGGCGGCUCAGCUGGCCGCAGAGACUCCGUCUGGCUGCAGGGAAAACCUCGACCACUCGGAGACCCAAGCAGAUCCACUUUUCUCCCUGUCUCCUUAAGUCAUGUCUGAGCCACAGAGAUGGGCAAGAUCGAGAACAACGAGAGGGUGAUCCUCAAUGUCGGGGGCACCCGGCACGAAACCUACCGCAGCACUCUCAAGACCCUUCCCGGAACGCGCCUGGCCCUUCUCGCCUCCUCUGAACCUCAGGGCGACUGCCUGACCGCUGCGGGGGACAAGCUGCAACCGCUGCCCCCUCCGCUCUCUCCGCCGCCGCGACCGCCUCCCUUGUCCCCGGUCCCCAGCAGCUGCUUCGAGGGCGGCGCGGGCAACUGUAGUUCCCACGGUGGCAACGGCGGAGACCACCCUGGGGGAGGCCGCGAAUUCUUUUUCGAUCGCCACCCGGGCGUCUUCGCCUAUGUGCUCAACUAUUACCGUACAGGCAAACUGCACUGCCCCGCCGACGUGUGCGGGCCGCUCUUCGAGGAGGAGCUGGCCUUCUGGGGCAUCGACGAGACCGACGUGGAGCCCUGCUGCUGGAUGACUUACAGGCAGCACCGUGACGCGGAGGAGGCGCUGGACAUCUUCGAGACACCCGAUCUCAUCGGAGGCGACCCUGGUGACGAUGAGGACCUGGCGGCCAAGAGGCUGGGCAUUGAGGAUGCAGCAGGGCUGGGAGGAGCCGAUGGCAAGUCUGGCCGCUGGAGGAGGCUGCAGCCCCGCAUGUGGGCCCUCUUUGAGGACCCCUACUCAUCCAGAGCCGCCAGGUUUAUUGCGUUUGCUUCUUUAUUCUUCAUCUUGGUUUCCAUCACGACCUUUUGCCUGGAGACUCACGAAGCUUUCAAUAUUGUUAAAAACAAGACAGAGCCAGUCAUCAAUGGCACAAGCCCCGUUCUCCAGUAUGAGAUCGAAACGGAUCCUGCCUUGACGUAUGUAGAAGGAGUGUGUGUGGUGUGGUUUACUUUUGAAUUUUUAGUGCGUAUUGUCUUUUCACCCAAUAAACUUGAAUUCAUCAAAAACCUCUUGAACAUCAUUGACUUUGUGGCCAUCCUCCCUUUCUACCUAGAAGUGGGACUCAGCGGGCUCUCCUCCAAAGCUGCUAAAGACGUGCUUGGCUUCCUCAGGGUGGUUAGGUUUGUGAGGAUCCUGAGAAUCUUCAAGCUCACCCGCCAUUUUGUAGGCUUGAGGGUGCUAGGACACACUCUUCGCGCCAGCACCAAUGAAUUUUUGCUGCUCAUCAUCUUCCUGGCUCUAGGAGUUUUGAUAUUUGCCACGAUGAUCUACUAUGCCGAGAGAGUGGGAGCACAGCCGAAUGACCCCUCAGCUAGUGAGCACACCCAAUUCAAAAACAUCCCCAUUGGUUUCUGGUGGGCUGUGGUGACCAUGACUACGUUAGGCUAUGGGGAUAUGUACCCCCAAACGUGGUCAGGGAUGCUGGUGGGGGCCUUAUGUGCUCUGGCUGGAGUGCUGACAAUAGCCAUGCCCGUGCCUGUCAUUGUCAACAAUUUCGGAAUGUAUUACUCCCUGGCAAUGGCGAAGCAGAAACUUCCGAGGAAAAGAAAGAAGCACAUUCCUCCUGCGCCUCUGGCAAGCUCACCUACAUUUUGCAAGACAGAGUUAAAUAUGGCUUGCAACAGUACCCAGGGUGACACGUGUCUGAGUAAAGAAAACCGGCUUCUGGAACAUAACAGAUCAGCUUUACCUCUGCCACAUGGUACCCUGCCUCUCAACCUCGUUCAGGAGAAGCAGUUGCUUAAGGAGAAUGGAUGCUUGCAUGUCAAAGGCCUAGACACUAAAAAGUGUUAUCAGGUGACGACAGUACAGGAAGUGAGCCGCCACUAUCACCUCCAGAAAGGCUCCCCAUCAGACGCUCUAGUACCAGAGACAAAAACAGAAGAGGGGAAACGUGUUUCCUAUUGACGACAGGUGAUUACACGUGCACUUCUGAUGGAGGGAUCAGGAAAGAUAACUGCAAAGAGGUUGUCAUUACUGGUUACACGCAAGCCGAGGCCAGAGCUCUUUCUUAAUGACUUGGGGAAGGCACAAAAGAUGAGAGAAAGGUAACUGCUAGCCAGGCUUGCAUUGUUUAGCCAGGAAUUGCUGCUUGGUAAUAGGACCAUUACCCCCGUUCUCCCCUCCUCUUUGUAAAUCCUAGAAUUUGUCAUUAUUUUCAAAGGUAGAGUGCUAAAUAUUACCCAAAGCUCUUGUAUAAUUUUAUUUAUGAUGUUGUGUGAACAUCCAAGUUUACUGGUGUUCACUAGAGGGUUUUGCUUGUUUGCUUUGUUUUUGACUAGCCUUAAAAUUUGAAUCCAAGGACUAACCAGACUUUUCAGGCCGUGUUUAAUCAGGUGCUGUGUCCUGUGUGUUGUUUUCAUCUGUCUGUCUUUAGCUCCCUGUCUUAACUGUCUGUGCCAUCUGUCUCCACAGAGGGUAGACAAUCCCUGAGAAGCUCUUUAAACUUAGCACUAAUCUCCCUACUCCUGCCCCCUGACUUCUAUGCUACUUGGAGCAGCCUCUCUGCUUUGUAUAUGUGUCAACGAUGCUCUGUAGACUACCUAAAUUCAUAGGCACUGUGAAUCUUCUUUGAUGAGCAGGACCGAAACAGCAAUCUCACCAUAGUACUUGGUUGCCUAGUGCAAUGUCAUUUCUACUACCUAGCAACCAGCAUUCAUUACUACAUUCCAGCAAACAUCCCUAAGGAGUCUUUCGCAGUCUGGAGGGAAGAGAGUCUGUUUACACAUCCCUACCCAAUGCCAUAGCAAUAGUGUGUCUGAUAUUUUAGGUAGAUGAGGGAAGAAAAAUGCCAUAAUAUAGUUGCAGUGUAGACAAUACCUUUGACACAUUGAUCCUUAAGAUUGUUAAUGAAUUCCUAACUCUCGUGUUUCUUUUUGAUAGAAAGACAAUUGUCUCCUUUGUUAUUGGCUAAAGGCAUGUGUUAGUCUUCACCCCCAAGCUGUAGAGCAUGCACUGCAUGUCAGAGAUCUUGUACAGCAAUGUAUUUGCCCAGACGUAGCCAUCCGAGACUUAGAGAUACCAUGAUUAUUUUGAUAACACCGCUAUAGAAUGCUAUAAACAUGCAAAGGUUUAUGGUAAAGAAUUAAUAUGCUGUCUGGUGCUGCUGUUAUUGACUGCAGUGUUGUACAGAAUUUAUCAUGGAUUUUUGACUGCUGAAAAAGGGGCAGUGAGAUUUAGCCAUACCCAGGAUUGUACUGGAAACUUCUGCUACUGAAUGUGCCCUGAUGUGACCAGUUUGCAUUCAGAAGAGGUCCUGCACCUUCGUGAAGCCAUUGAAAGCUUAUAAAGGAACAGUGAUCGGAACUGAAGCGGUGCUCGCCAAGGAAAGAGUCUGCUUGUCGGCUGACCAGUGUCCAGGAAACACCUGUAAAUACCACCGCGUGCAUGGGUCAACCGCUCCAACAAUCUGAUAACACAGGAAGCCAGCUUCAUGAUUAACAUCCCGGAAGUUCCAAGGAAUGCCCAUGAGACUCUUGAGUGUCUCCUCUUCAGGUCAUGGUGGCUUUGUUGAGAAUUACCGAAGGCAGUGAAUCUGAUGUAGUAUUUGUACAUUGUAUGUUGGUUCCACAAACACUUGACUGCCUCAUUUUCUUGCAAUCAGCUUGUUCACUGUGCUGUAGACUUUUAGUGUCUCCAUAUAAAAUCUAACUAAUUUUUAGUCAUGUAUUCAUUCAGUUCUGGAAAAGUGUUAUUAUCUAAAAGAAUUCCUCCACAACAGUAUUCAGAGUUUAAGUCUUCUGUCGUUGUUACCUCAAUUAUAAAUAUUAAAAAAUAUAAAUUCUGGCAAGGAGAAUAUAUUUUUAUUAAAUGAUCAAGGGAGAUGUCAGUAUAUAGUAGAAUAUUAUCAAAUUAUAUCCUAAAAUGUCUAUUUUGCAUAAAAGAGAUAUUCUUUAAUUAAUUCCUUUUUUGUGAGCUUUGUGGCUAAUGAAGCCUGUAUUUGUCUUUAACACUGCUGUAGCUCAAAUUGUAUGAGAGUUUUUCAUCUUGCUUAAUCAAUAUUUCUAGAAUCUAUUAGUUCCCCUGGGAUUCUGAAUAUACUGUAUAACCUAAUUAUGAACCCCUGUAUCGUGUACCUUUUGUGACCACCUCAAGGUGCAUGCGUAACCUUGGUGAUAAGCCAAUGGACAUGUUACUAACUGAAAUGAAGAAUAAAAGGCAAAUGGCCGGGGAGAAACUUGAAUCCUAUCUGAUUAAAUCAUUCAUAUCAU
Microtus oregoni (creeping vole) is the source of this 4300-nucleotide messenger RNA. RefSeq names its product potassium voltage-gated channel subfamily C member 2 (gene Kcnc2). The transcript has 6 exons. Gene Ontology annotation, cellular component: voltage-gated potassium channel complex; dendrite membrane; neuronal cell body membrane. The record is from RefSeq and is a predicted model, not a curated record. Gene Ontology annotation, molecular function: protein binding; delayed rectifier potassium channel activity. Lineage: Eukaryota; Metazoa; Chordata; Mammalia; Rodentia; Cricetidae. Gene Ontology annotation, biological process: protein homooligomerization; potassium ion transmembrane transport. Bases 159 to 1997 code for a protein of 612 amino acids.